AAAUAAAACACAAAUAUAUGAAAAUGUAACAUUUACUAAAUAUUUGUCAAUUGCAAAAAAAAAACAAAAAUAAACCCGCGCUUUAAAAGCGCGGGUCAAAAUCUAGUAUUCUUAUUAAAACUGCAUUCGUUCUCACGGAUGAUAUAUAUCAAAAUGUUAUUUUAGGAACACCAUUUAUUAAUUUGAUCACACCAUAUAAAGUUAUGGAUGAUAAAAUUUCCUUCAAAAAUCAAAAUAUAAAAUUAUCUUUUAAAUUUCUCGAAACACCAAAAAAGCGAAGUCUAAACUUAAUAAAAGCUUGUUCUAUACAAGAAAACUUUCUAAACUCUUUAAUCCAUAAUAAAACCUUCCACCUGGAACAUUUAAAAUCAGAAGUUUUACUUCAAAAAACCUUAGAAACCUUAAAUUCAAAAGAGAUAAAAGAAAAAAUGUCAAACUUAAAUAAGUUAUUUGAGAAAGAAAUUUGUUCAGAUUUACCAACUGCUUUUUGGAAUCGAAAACAACAUAUUGUUGAUUUACUUUAUGAUGAAAAUUUUCUUGAGAAAGAGAUUCCCACAAAAGCUCGUCCAAUUCAAAUGAACUCAGAAUUAGAAAAACAUUGUAGAAAAGAAAUUUCGGAUCUUCUAGAAAAAGGACUAAUUUCAAAAUCAAGAUCUCCUUGGUCUUGUGCUGCUUUUUAUGUAAAUAAAAAUUCUGAAAUUGAAAGAGGAACCCCAAGAUUAGUAAUUAAUUACAAACCUUUAAACACUGCUUUAAAAUGGAUUAGAUAUCCAAUACCAAAUAAAAAAGAUUUACUUCAAAGACUUUACUCUGCCCACAUAUUCCCAAAGUUUGAUCUAAAAUCAGGAUUUUGGCAAAUUCAAAUAUCUGAGAAUGAUCGUUAUAAAACAGCAUUUACAGUCCCUUUUGGUCAGUACCAAUGGAAUGUAAUGCCAUUUGGUUUAAAAAAUGCACCUUCUGAAUUUUAAAGAAUCAUGAAUGAUAUAUUCUCUGAUUAUUCAAAAUUUUGCAUUGUCUACAUUGAUGAUAUACUAAUAUUUUCACAUUCUAUUGAUGAACAUUUCAAAAAUCUCAAAACAUUCUAUUACGUUGCUAGAAAGAAUGGUCUUGUUGUUUCCAAAACAAAAAUGUCCCUAUUUCAAACAAAGAUCAGAUUUUUAGGUCAUUACAUAUCACAAGGUAUGAUAACCCCUAUUGAAAGAUCUUUAGAAUUUGCAAGUAAAUUCCCAGAUAAAAUUAUUGAUAAAACUCAAUUACAAAGGUUUCUUGGAAGUCUCAAUUAUGUUUUAGAUUUCUUUCCUAAUAUAAAUAGAAUAGCUAAACCUUUGCACAAUCGUCUAAAGAAAAAUCCAGUUCCUUGGACAAAAGAACAUACUGAAAUAGUUCAAAGGAUUAAAAAACAGGUCUUAGAAAUCUCAUGUCUGCACAUAGCAGAUCCGGAUUUAGAGAAAAUCGUAGAAACAGAUGCUUCUGAUAUAGGAUAUGGGGUAUUCUUAAACAAAAGAAGCUAGAUGGUCGCGAAAGUAUUGUGCAAUUUACGUCAUCACACUGGAACGACACCCAAAAGAACUAUUCUACUAUUAAAAAGGAAAUCUUGAGUAUAGUUUUAUGUAUUCAAAAAUUUCAAAGCGAUCUUUUAAAUAAAAAAUUUCUUUUAAGAAUUGAUUGCAAAAGUGCUAAGGAUGUUUUACAAAAGGAUGUGAAAAACCUUGCAUCAAAACAAAUUUUUGCGCGAUGGCAAGCGAUUUUGAGUAUUUUUUAUUUUGAAAUUGAAUUUAUAAAAGGAGAUUCAAACUUUGUCCCAGAUUUUUUGACAAGAGAAUUUCUCCAAAACAGGUACAAUGCCCCCAAAGAAGAUAAUUGACAAAGGCAAGGGAAUGUCCCUGGAACCAAUCUCAGAAAAACCCGAACCUACAAACACUAGCCCAAAAACAGAACCCUGGAUCUCAGUAACAAAAAAGAGUGCUAAAAAUGAAGAAAUACCAACCACCCUAAAAUCUCUCCAAUCUCCAUAAGCUAUCAUGAAUCAAAUGUUACAAUUGCAAAAAGCUUUCGAGCUUAGUUUUUCAAAGCAAGAGUCGGGAGAAUCUUCCAAAAACCUUCCUUCUCAAGCUAUUUCAAAAAAUAACAAGGUCCCUUCAAAAAUGAUUUCAAGAGAAAACCAUACCUCAAAAAUUGUUUCAAAACCUUCAAAUAAUUCACAAAUUAUUUUGAAGCAGAUUUCCCAAACCACUCCAUCAGAGUAUUUUGAAAAACACACAUACCAAAAUAUUAUAAAUAUCGAAAAGGGAUUUUUUGUGAACAAUGAUCCGUUUUUAACAAUCGAAAAAUAUUUUGGCAAAAACAAUUUCUUUAAACCACAUAAUACAGAUAAAACUGUGUUAUUCUUUCAAACCAUUUUGGAAAUUACAGAUUCAGUGUCCUUCAAACAUUUUUAUCUAAACGAAAACCACACUGAUGCUGCUUAUUCCACAUUCAAAAUCCAUAAAAUCAUUGCGCCAUGUGAUUGGGAAUAUGAUCUUAACGACAAUCUAAAUUUUCCAGAAGAUCUUAAAAAUCUCCCUUGUUACAAUGUCCCCUUUAACUAUUGGGAUUAUUGCCAAGCAUGGUGCAAUUCCUUUUUGAUCCAAUCUCCUAAACACAAACACAUGUGGUUGAUCUUCUUUGACACCACCUGUAACUUAUCCAAAUCUCCCUAUUGGUUCAUACCAUGGUGGAACUACUUUGGUUCUGUCACAGAAAUAUUUAAACCCAAUAUCCAAAAAUCAUUCCAAAUCUUCAAGACAAAUUUCAUUCCGUCUGAAGAAGAAAAGAAAUUUCCCCCACUAGCCCUCUUCCACUCAAAAUUUCAUUUUCCUUGGGUUUUUUCAUGGACUCUAGAAUUUACUUCUGAUCCAAUUCCUGUUAUCCGAAGAAAAUUCAGAGUCAAGUGGUGGGAUAAAUACAAAAUUCCCUCAAACCUUUACCUGUCAAAUAUUCUUACCUGGAUAAAAGAACAAAACUCAAAAAUCCAAACACUUAACCAAACACAGAACCAAACACCAGAGACAACCUUUUUCUUGGCUCAAAAAUCCAAAAUGUUAGCAAUGUUGGCAGGUGCAAAAUCUGAAGAAGAAAUUAAGGCUAUCUCCUUACAAUUUCUACCGUCAAUGUCAAAUCAAAUCUCUCGUACUUCAGGGAGUGAUUCAGGGUCCCAAGUACCAGACAUCGAUGAAGAAAUUUUCGGCAACAGUGGAGUUUAAAUCUCUCUCCCCAAGAAAUGCAAAUCUCCUCAAAAUCCAAAACAUAUCUUUGUUGCAACUCUGUCAGAUACGGUUACAUUGUUACAAAUAUUUUCCACGAUCUCUUGUCGCAAUACUCGAUAAAAAUCAAAACAUCAAAUAAGUGCUUUCUCCUGUAGCCAUGAAGACCAAGGUCCACUUCCAGCAGACAGCAAACAAUUAUGGAGCUUAAUGGAGCAAGCUUUUGCUAGUGGAGUUAUCCAUAUUUGCCACUUUUAUUUUUAUUUUUAUUUUUUAUUUUCAUAAUUUCACCCUUGUAAACUCCUAUAUAAAGGAGUCUUUGCUUCAGUUGUAAACCAAGUUCUCAUUCUCCCAUUCUUCUACUCUUUCAUUUAUAUCCCCUCUUACAUUCUCUCCAGUCCUUGUAAUCGAGAACAUUGCUACAAUCUCUUUUUAAAAGAAAGUUGAAAGAGAAUUUGAAGAUUGAAGGAAGAUUUGAAAGCCGAAGGAGAUAUAAAAACAGAAACAAUGAAGAAUAAGAAAAGUGGACAUUUUUUGGGUGAAGCGAAGAAGAACGAAGAGGAGAUCAAGGAAAAACAUAAAGAAGAAUGAAAAGAAGAGAAAAUCUAAAAUAAAAUGAAAAAAAGGAUCCGAGUAGAAACAAGAGAAAAAAUGAAAAGGAUGAAGAAGAAAGAAAAGAACAGUGAAGGAAGAGAUGGAGAAAAUAGUGUGAAUAGAUAGAGAAUAUGAAUUAGGUUUAGAUGCAGAUAAUAUGAAUAAGUGAAAUAAUUAAGGGUUGGAAAUGUAUUUUUUAACGCUGGAUAACUAUAAUAUUACAAAGUUUAAAAAUAUUAUCAAUGACCCACUACAAGAAAACAAGCCUAUAACAAGGAAAAAGGUUCCGAGUAAAUUUAUGAGUAAAUUGCUACGACUUCACGAUGGAAUAUGAUUUCGUCGUAAAUUUGUAGUAAAGUUACAAUGGAAUAUGAUUUCGUCGUAAAUUACUAUGAUUUUACGAUGGCUCUUGAGGGUGUGGCGGCUGGAUCAGGUCUAUCCAUCUCUGCCCUACCUAUUAAGUACGUUAGCCUCCCUCUCACUACAAAGGUCAUGACCCGUAGUGACUAUGAACCUCUCACAACAAAGAUAAGGAACCGUCUCCUGUCAUGGACGAGUAAAGCCUUGUCCUACGCGGGAAGGUUACUUCUCAUCAAGUCAGUCAUAGCAAGUAUCACGAACUUCUGGUGUGCUGCAUUUUGUCUCCCACAGAGCUGUAUUGAUGAUAUUGAAAGCAUGUGUUCGGCCUUUAUCUGGAGUGGAUCACCUAACAUAACGUCUAGGGAUUCGACGCAUCAAGGAGGUGAGCAGUACUGUAUUCUCUCUGAAGCUUAUCUGGCACCUUUUUUCCAAACCAAAGUCAUUGUGGGUCAUCUGGGUCAAAAGGUUCUUACUGCGAGAAGAGACCUUCUGGGAUGCAAGGGAUUGAGGGCUAGGGUCUUGGGCAUGGCGUAAGUUGUUGAGAUUUCGGUCCUUGGCUAAAGAGUUCCUAUUAAUGGAAUUUAAGGAUGGUCGAACUGUGCGGUUUUGGUCUGAUAAGUGGCUUUCUAAGGGUCGUCUCAUUGAGAUUGCUGAUGAAAUUGGCAUGCAAAAGUUGGGUAUUAGUAGGGAGACAAGGAUCUGUGAUGUUCUUCGUGAUGAUGAAUGGAGAUUCCGUAGAUGUCGAGAAAGACAAAUCCAGAGCUUGGUAGCUGAGAUUCAAGGGUUUCAACGUAAACUAACUGAUGGAAAAGCUGGUAUUGUUGACUUUGGCACCACAUUUGUCUCCACAGAAACUUGGAAUCAAAUCAGGCAGCAGAAGGAGAAAGUUUUGUGGAGUAAAAUUGUGUGGUUUCCUCAAGGUGUUCCACGUUUUGGGUUUAUCCCUUGGCUUGCAAUCAGAGAUAGGCUCUCCACUGGUCACCGCUCUAGUGUUUGGGGCCAGCCGCAACACUGCCUCUACUCUGGUGAGCUUGAUGAGACUAAGGAUCACCUUUUUUUUGCUUGUCCUUACACCUUCACGCUCUGGCUGAAGACGGUAGGUAACCUGCUCGGGACUGAUCCAGACCCUGACUUGAAUACCACACUGUCUACACUGAUGACAGGAUCCUACGAUCGCCUCACAUUCAUUCUUCUGAGACUGGUCUUGCAAGCCACUAUCUAGUACAUCUGGCGAGAACGCAAUGAGAGGAAACAUCAUACAGUAGUAAAACAGCCGACCAGCUUGCUAAGAUGAUCGACAUGACUGUUCGGAAUCGUAUUACUUCUACCAAUUACUCCACCAACCCGAGGUUACAUAGUUUGAUGCAAAGAUGGUUUGAGACUCAUGUUUAAGAUUCUAGCAAUAGUUCCAUUAAAAUUCAGUCUUUAAACUCAUUAUAGUUGUACAUAUAUUCUUUUGCCAUGAUAAAUAAAUUUGAAAUUUGAUCCCAAAAAAAAGUUACGAGGAAAUAGGUUCUUCGUAAUGUACGUCUAAAAUUACGUCUAAUGUACGAGGAAAGAGAAGAUUCGUUGUAAGGUUCUUGAUAAUUACAAGGUUUUGCGACAAAAUAUGUUACCAUUAUUUUUGGUGGAAACAUGUUAUAAGGGUGCUUUACCAAAUUCUUGAAGUUGUAAAGUAUAUGUUAAAGAGUUGUAAUACAAUAGUAAAUUUUUUCCUUGUAUAUCCAUUGUUAUAUCUUCACCUACCAAACUCGAAACAUUUCCUAUAAAUAUAUAUACAUUCUCAUGACAAAGAAACACACAAAAGAAAAAAAAAUCAAGAAAAAAAAAUAUCAGAUGAUAUAAAUAUUUACAAGUUAUCGAGUUGGAUGUAUACGCACAAUGAUUCAGCCGAUGAAGUGAUGAAUGCUUUUUUCAACGGGCUGGAGACAUUCAUGUAUCAGGCGGGCUUUACAACGAUCACUCAGGAAAGCAAUAAGAUGUUAUGUCCUUCUCGAAAGUGCAAUUAUAUAAAAUUUGCUCGUAGUGAAAAUGUAUGGAAGCAUUUAGUCAACAUAGGUUUUUCAUCUCAAUACUAUAUUUGGUUUCAAUAUGGAGAGGGUUAUGGUGGAAAAUAGCUAGUAGUAGUAAUAGUAGUUUUCAGGAUGCAUGUAAUAAUGAAGAACCAAAUCAUUUGAAUAAUUAAAUAGUUACCAUCAUGAAGAGCAGAUGGUAGAUCAUGAUAGGGUUCAUGACAUGAUUAUUGAUGCAAUUUUUUAGAAAAUACUGCAACAAUAGGUGAUAAAACUGGAAAUGUUGAAGAACGUAACUUGAAUGCAAAAAGGUUUUAAGAAAUGUUUGAUGCUGCAACUCAACCAUUCUACACUGGUUCUAGAGAAGCUGCCUCUAAAUUAUCUCUAGCAACUAGGAUGAUUAAUAUUAAGAUGGAUCAUAAUUACCUGAGAAUUGCAUGGAUGCAUAAGCGGAAUUGCUUAAAGAGUAUUUGCCAGAAAAAACGUGUCAGCUGAAUCUUUUUAUGAGACUCAUAAAUUAGUUUAUAGUCUUGGGUUGCCUUUUAAGAUGAUAGAUGUUUACAUUGACAACUGCAUGAUCUACUGGAGAGACAAUGAGAAGCUAAAAGCCACGAUUCAAACCGCAAGGACGUGGAAGAAUAGGGGUACUGUACCAAAGGAUGUGGUACCCACCAGUUACAAACAUGUUAAAAAUAUUAUAUCAAUCUGAGAGGACUGCUAGAGCGAUGAGAUGGCAUGCUUAACAUAUCAAGAGGGAUGGCGAGGUCUCUUUGUUGGGAUUGUGAAAUCCCAUGUCCAACUCUAUCUUAUCUUAUUAGUACGAUAUUGUCCACUUUGGACCUAAUAUACAAGCCUGCAUGGAUUUACUUUUGGUUUCCUUCCGAAAAGGCCUCAUACUAUUAGAGUUGGACUUCUAUUUAUAUAUUAGAUUUUCCUUUGUCUAAUAUCCGAUGUGGGACUUAGAUUGAGAUCUCUCAUUCUUCUCCUCAAGCCAAGGAUCACAUCCAUCUCGUGUGUUUCCUUCGGCGAAUCAUCUUUGGCACCACCUUGUACCGGUAAUCGCAGGGCUUUCUUUGAGAAUAUUUCUCCCACUACAUCACAGGUUUCAUGAUCUUCUGCCAAACCUCCUUUUUCUUCCUUAUCCCGUUCUUACUUAAUGGGUAUUUUUGGUCUUCUUGCAGAUCUUCGUCAAACCUGGCUCUGAUACCAAUUGUUGGGAUUGUAAAAUCCCAUGUCCAACUCUAUCUUAUCUUAUUAAUACGAUAUUGUCCACUUUGGACCUAAUAUACAAGUCCGCAUGGAUUUACUUUUGGUUUCCUUUCCAAAACGCCUCGUACUAUUAGAGUAGGACUUCUCUUUAUAUAUUAGAUUUUUUCUUUGUCUAAUGUCCGACGUGGGACUUAGAUUGACAUCUCUCACUCUUAUCCAUCAGAUGCUAGAGCGUGGAAACAUUUUAACACGGUACACCCAUAUUUCAUUAGAAAUAUUCCGAAUGUCUAUUGGGUUAUGCACAAAUGUAUUUAUUCCAUUUGGAAUGUCUAAGAGAGAAUAUUAUUUUUGGCCAGUCAUUCUUACGCCGUACAACCUGCCACCUGAGAUGUGUAUGGAACAAGAAUUUAUAUUCUAGAUUAUAUUAGUCGUUUGUCUGAAGCAUCCAAAACGGUUGUUAGAUGUUUUUCUUCACCAUUGAUACAAGAGCUGAAGGACUUGUCGUUAGCAGGGGUGAGGACGUAUGAUUGUUCUAUGAAAAACAAUUUUAUGAUGCGAGCAGUUAUGAUGUGGACUAUAAGUGAAUUUCCUGCUUACAGGAUGCUGUCUAGAUUGACAACACAUAGAAGGUUAUCUUGUCCCUAUUGUCUUGGAAUGACAUAUGCUUUUCAACUAAAGAAUUGUAGAAAGACAUGUUGGCUUGAUUGUCAUCAUUGAUUUCUUCCUCUUUCCCAUCUGUACCGAAGAAACAAGACCUAGUUUAGGUGCAAAAGAGUUGACAGAGACAAUACUCCUCCCUAUUAAAGUGGAGAACAAACCGAAAAAAACAUUGAUUACCACAGAGCUCAAGAAACAGUUUGGCAUGGAGGAAAUUGACAUGUUCCUGGAAAUAUGUCUGAUGAGUAUAGGGUAUCUCAUAAUUGUCACAUGAAUAGUAUAUUAUAGGAGCUAUCUUACUGGAAGGAUCUUCUUUUGCGCCACAACCUCGAAAUGAAGCAUAUAUAGAAUAAUUUUUUUAGACAACAUCAUGAAUAUAAUACUAAACGUCCAAGGAAAGAUAAAAGACAUAAAAAAGUCAAGGUUUGACUUACCUGAUAUUUUCUCAAGAAGUGAGUUACAUAUCAAGAGCAAUGGAAAGGUUCCAAGUCCCAUCUUCUGGUUUUCUUCAGAAGCAAAGACAACGUUGUUCAACUAGGUAGUAUCAGACCUGAAGCUUUUGAUUGUUAUGUUUCGAAUCUCUGAAGAUAUGUUAAACAAGAUCAAAAGUUCUCAGGAGUGAAGAGUCAUGAUUGUCAUGUGUUUAUGCAACGACUACUUCUAUUCGUUGUUUCUUUGCUGCUUCCAACAAAUGGGCAUGAAGCACUUGAAAGUAAAAAUUGCUGAUAAAAUAAUAUAUAUGAUAUGAUAUGUUAUAAAUGCAUUUUUUUUCUUUGCAAUAUACAACCAUUGGAGAAUUCUUUAGGGACCUGAGCACACAUACGUUCAAGGAAGAUGUCAUCAAACAACUUCAUAAGAACAUUCAGAUCUUAUUGUGCAACCUAAAGAAGAUAUUUCCUCCUGCAUUUUUGACGUCAUGGAACAUCUAGUUGACCACCUCCUAUACGAGACAUUUUUUAAUGGACUUGUUCAUUACAGAUGGAUGUAUAUGUAUGAGCACUCCAUGAAACAUUUGAAAGGAAAACCAUAAAAACUUGCAAAAGUGGAAGGGUCAAUAGUUGUUGGGAGUUUGAUAGCAGAAACAUCUCACUUCAUAUCAUACUACUUUGCACCAAUAGUUCGUAUGAGAAAAAAAGUUCCUUGAAGAUAUGAAGAUGGUGGACUCGAGCCAACAUAUGUAGUUGACGGUGUUGCCGAAUUUUUCUACCAAAUUGGGCGGGUUGGUGGUAAAUUGAAAGAAGUAUGGUGGUCUAGUGAAGAGGAUAUGCAUAUACCCACACUUAUAUUCUGCUCCACUGCAGGGAUGUAGUGACAUGUUUGUUGGAAAGGUAAAUAUUGUAUAAGUGUAUUACAUAUAUUUAACCGACUGCAGUGUGUAUCUUAAUUAUAAAUUAUUAUUUUGCAGCUUGUUUGGAACGCAAGUUGAAGAAGAAAUACCAGAAAUAUCCGCAAUUGAGCUGGACCAUCGAAAAUAUCAACACUUUUUCAAGUGGUUGAAGUCUUAAGUACUACAAGAUAUUGACCCAUGCGGGUGCGCAGAUAUUGGUUUUACAUUUUUAUAGAUUAAUAUUUUUUUUCAUAAUUAGUGUUAUAUAUUUUAGAUGGAUCGUAAUAUAACUAAUUAUAUUAAAAAAACCUUGAACGAAUCAGGUAAUAUGGUUAUUUUCGGUACAAAUAUCCGAACCCGUUUCAGAUACAUUUGUUAUUUAGAUAUUUUUAGGUUUAUAUAAAUCAGAACCAAACUCAUCUUGACCUAGAAGGACUCAACCCAAAACCCACACAUAAAUUUAUAAUAUUCAUAAUCGUGGCCUAAUUUCAAAAAAUAAUAAUAAUGAUACCCAAAAAGAACAACCAGUACCUAAAUAGAUAGCCAAUAUUCAUGCCUAACUGAUUUUAUAAACUUAUAAAAUGACUCUUUUUAUGUGUAUGGCUAAAUUAAGUGAAAUAGAAGAACUUUUAUUUAGUAAAAUAAUUAUAUGAAGUGAAAAAUUAAUUGAAAAUAAAUGUAAUACAUUUUUAUUAUUUUGAAUUAAGUUAUUAUUUUGUUCACAAAAACAUGUCUUGGAAUUAUGUUUUUGGCUAUGCAAUUUUUCACCGAUUGAAACUAAAAUAUAAAAAAAGUUUUAGUAAAACAAAAUAAACGGAAUUUUUGACCACAUGAAAAACCCAGUUAUUUUACAUUUUUUAUUUUAUAACUGGCACAAAGUUAAUGUUGAUUAACUAAUAAAUAAAAUUUGCACUAUUAUUAUUAUUAUGAAAAUUUAAUUAAUGAUGUGAUGUACUGUUAAGGUAAUAUAAUUAAUAAAAUUGUUAAACUAAAUUAAAUAUGAAAAUACAAUUAAUGUAAUUAUAUUAAUAAAAUUACUAAAAAGGACAAUAUAUUUUUUUUAUACUGCUAUAACAUGUUUCCUAACAAUUCUCAUUUAUACUAAUAUCCAUAUUUCUAAACAUUACCAAAAGUUACUUUAGUUUUAAUAAUAACUCAAAUAAUAACAUUGUAAAAUGGUAAACACUUAAAUAUAAUACGCAAUUUUAACGUUGUUAUUUUUAUGUAGGUUGAUUAUGAUGAUCCAUAUUACUGUUUGUUUCACGAUUUCGUCAACGGUCCAGUAGCGAAGGUCACCUGAUAUACCAUGUAUUUUACCUCUUUUAAACCAUGGUAUAUGACCUAUUUAGAGUCUACUAUAUGUGUUUGCAGUUUGUUUUAGAGUAUUUUCAGGUUCACCAACGUUUUGGAGAACUUCAGUGAUUUUGGAGCUUUUUGAGGUGCAAAACUGCACAUAUGCGUCAGAUGUUUAUUUAUGGAUGGAGGCCUUCCCACGGUGCGAUUGAGCUGAUAUUUUGACACAAGACAUAGCUUUGAGUUAGAUUUCCAAUGCGUCCGGUUAUCCAUGUGAUGGUUAGAUCUAAAGUUAUGACCGUUUUACUGAAGAGUUUGGUCUUUCUCAUUCGCGAGAGGAAGCUGUCGAGGAGAUGAAGGAGUGCCGAUCAUUGACAGACCCUUGGUGUGGAUCAAUGGUGAUGAAAGAAGCUGGGCCGAGCAUAUUUCAAGACCGACUUAGGCCCAUAAGUCACCACAAAUUACUAGAAUGACCGUGGACGACUAAAAAUUCUAUUUAUAUGUUUCCCAAGCCAUUAUUGACGGCUACGCUUUCUAUAAUUUGUUUUAUUCUUUGUUUUAGGGUUGGAGAGAAAGAUUAGAACUCCUUCAGAGUUGAUUUAGAACCCAAUUGGUUUUGUCAUUGAUUUUUUUUUCAUUCAGACUAUGUUUUGUGUUUCUUCUAUCAUGUCUGAGUAAUCAUCCUGCUAGAUUUGGACAUUCCAUGAGCUAAUUAAUGUCAAAACGAUAUUCUAUUAGGAUUGCUAGGGUUGUUUAUAGAUCUCUACGCCAGGGUAGCUUGUAAUACUAGGAUCUAGAAUAGUUGAAAAAGCACGAGAGUGUGACUGAUUAUUUGAACCUUGAAUAACAGGACAGUUGAUAGGCAUGAUAGUGCAACAGAACCUGAAUCCUGUUGGAUUAAAUAUAUAGGCGCAUACAACAGUUGGGCUAGGAUUUAGUUGAACCUUAUUGAUUGAGCGUUAAUGCUUGUCUGAAGUAGUGUCGAUCAACACUCAACCAUUAGUUUGAUCAUCACUCACUCCUUGUUCACAUGCGAGAGCUGAAACAUAGGAUUCAAAUAUCUGAUUAGUAAUUUCAUGCGAGAGCUGGAUUACUUCCUUAUUGAAUUCGAGUUCUAUAGUUAAAGCUAUAAAACCCUUAGCAUCCUUGAAUUGCAGUUUUGAAUCUUUUGAUUGAUAAUCCCUAGAUCUAGAGCUUUCUCCUAUAAAUUUAAACUGUUCUAUUUACUUACUGCUUGUUUACUGUUUUAAUUGCCUAGCUUAACCUUGAUUUCUAAAGUCUAUUGUCUGCCCACGUUCCAUAUAAAUUCGAUCCCUAAGUAGUAAAACUGAACCUCUUAUUUGAGAGAGUAAAGUUGCUCAAAGGGUAAUUUGAAAGAUAUCAUCACCACAUCACCUAUGUAUUUCACACGAGGUUUUACCUUUCAUGCAUACGAGUAUGGGAGACAGCGGGCAAAAAGUAACUUCAUAAUAUGUGUGAAACGC
Molecule: messenger RNA, 12178 nt
Organism: Brassica rapa (field mustard)
Lineage: Eukaryota; Viridiplantae; Streptophyta; Magnoliopsida; Brassicales; Brassicaceae
Source: RefSeq, a predicted model, not a curated record